This is a messenger RNA of Pyrus x bretschneideri (Chinese white pear), 3308 nucleotides long. Its product is annotated as disease resistance protein RUN1-like. Gene Ontology annotation, biological process: signal transduction; defense response. The transcript has 4 exons. The coding region runs from base 35 to 3229 and encodes 1064 amino acids. The record is from RefSeq and is a predicted model, not a curated record. Gene Ontology annotation, molecular function: ADP binding; protein binding. Lineage: Eukaryota; Viridiplantae; Streptophyta; Magnoliopsida; Rosales; Rosaceae.
AAUCAUAAGAAGAAAGUAGUUCCGGUAGAAAAAAAUGAAAAUCAAUAUAGCCAAACAACCUUCAAUUUGCCUAACGAAAUUGAAGGCAAUGGAUAACUGGUCGAGCUUCGGGAAUUUGUUAAUUAUGGUGUUGGUGUUACUGUCUUUCCACUAUGCUCAUCGCAAUUCUGGUCUUGUCUUUGAUGUCCUCAUCUUCCUCCUCUGCUCCCUCGGCCUCGUCUUUCGCCAAAUGAAUAUCUCAGUCCCCGAUAAAGCCUCAUCCUCGCCUUCGUCCUCAUCGUCCUCCUCCGCCUCAUCCUCCUCAUCCUCCUCCGCCUCCUCCACGUCCUCACCCUCAAUCUCAUCCUCAUUGUCCUCCUCCGCCUCCCCGUCCUUGUCCUCCUUCUCAAAAGGCUCGCUCUACGAAGUGUUCAUAAGCUUCAGAGGCGAAGACACACGUAAAAACUUCACGGGCCACCUCCACGAAGCAUUGACAAAGGCCGGAAUCAACGCCUUUAUUGACGACGAACUAAGAAGAGGAGAAGAUCUAACUACCGAACUUGUGCGGGCAAUCCAGGGUUCUAGGAUCUCUAUCAUCGUCUUCUCAAGACGGUACUCCGACUCCAGCUGGUGUCUCGAGGAGCUGGUUAAGAUCAUGGAGUGUAGAAUAACGCUAGGGCAAUUAGUUUUGCCGAUAUUCUAUGAUGUUGAUCCUUCGCAUGUCAGGAAACAGACUGGUUGUUUUGCACAAUCGUUUCUGAAACAUACAGAUAAAAAAAAGGUGGGGAGGUGGAGAGCUGCUCUUACUGAAGCUUCGAAUUUGUCUGGCUGGGAUCUCAGAAAAACUUUGGACGGGCAUGAAGCAAAGUUUAUCAGGAUGAUUACCAAUGACGUCACUACGAAGUUGAACAACAAAUACUUUGACGUAGCGCCCUAUCAAAUUGGAAUAGAUACUCGAGUGCUAGAUAUUAGUAAUUAUUUAGGCAUCGGAGAUUCAUAUGAUGUUCGUGUGAUUGGAAUUUUGGGCAUGGGUGGAAUAGGUAAAACAACGAUUGCUAAAGCCAUUUAUAACAGAUUUUAUGAAAGGUUUGAAGGUAAAAGUUUCCUUGAAAAAGUGAGGGAAAAGAAACUAGAAAAAUUGCAAAAACAACUUCUUUUCGAUAUCUUGCAAACCAAGACAAAGGUAAACAGUGUUGCUGCAGGUACCGCCUUGGUAAGGGAAAGAUUUCGAGGCUUAAAGGUACUUGUCAUAGUUGAUGAUGUAGAUGAUGUGAAGCAGCUACGCGAAUUAGCUGGAAAUUGCCACUCUUUUGGCCUGGGGAGUAGAAUCAUCAUCACAACUAGAAACGAACGUGUGCUAAAAGAAUUUGCAGUUGAUAAGAUAUAUCGGGUGAAAGUAAUGGACCAAGAAGAAGCUCUUGAGCUCCUAAGUUGGCAUGCUUUCAGAAGUAGUAGUUGUCCUAGCCAAUAUCUUGUGCUUGAAAAAGAAGUUGUCAAUUACUGUGGAGGAUUGCCGCUGGCUCUUGAAGUUUUAGGAUCUACUCUUUUCAAACAAAGUGUAGAUGAAUGGAAAAGUAUAUUGGAUGAAUUGAAAAUGAUUCCUCGUGGAGAAAUUCAAGCACAACUGAAAAUAAGCUACGACGGGCUAAAUGAUAAUUACAGGAGGCGGAUAUUCCUCGAUAUAGCUUGUUUUUUUAUCGGAAUGGACAAGAAUGAUGUCGUGCAAAUCUUGGAUGGUUGUGGCUUUUAUGCAACAACAGGAAUCAAGGUCCUCCUUGACCGGUGCCUUGUAACUAUUAAUAGAGAAAACAAGAUUAUGAUGCAUGAUUUGCUUCAGGAUAUAGGCAGAGAUAUCGUGCAUGCAGAAAAUCCCGAUUUCCCUGGAGAACGGAGUAGAUUGUGGCAUCCUGAAGAUGUAAAUGAUGUACUGAUAGACAAAUCUGGAACUGAAAAAAUUGAGGGUCUGACUUUGAAUUUGCCGAGUCUUAAAGAGACUAGUUUCAGUACUGAGGCGUUUAGAAAUAUGAAGAGACUGAGAUUGCUCCAACUAAACUACGUUCGGCUCGCUGAGGGAUACCAAUGUCUUUCCAAAAAAUUAAGAUGGUUGUGCUGGCAUGGAUUCCCAUUGGAGUUCAUACCAAUAGAACUGUGUCAACCAAACAUAGUCGCUAUCGACAUGCAGUACAGCAGCCUCAGACAAGUUCUUUGUGAGUAUUCUGGGUUGCUUGAUAAGUUAAAGAUUCUGAAUCUCAGCCACUCCCACGAUCUAACACAAUCGCCAGACUUUUCGAAAUUCCCAAAUCUUGAGAAAUUGAUACUCAAAGAUUGUAAGAGGUUGGCUAAAGUUCACAAGUCCAUCGGAGAUCUCAAGAGUCUUGUGUUGGUGAAUUUGAAAGACUGUGAAACGCUUAAGGCUCUUCCGAGGAGUUUCUACAAGUUGAAAUCUGUCAAAACUCUUGUUCUCGAUGGUUGUUCAAGAUUCCAAAGCUUGUCUGAGCACUUGGGAGAAAUGGCAUCAUUGGUCACUCUUUAUGCAGAUGGAACAGCCAUAAAAAAAAUACCACCUUCCAUCAUACGACUAGAGAAGCUCGAGCGCUUAUCUUUGAGUAAAUUGAAGUGUUCUUUGCAGCUACCUUCAUUACGAGGUUUACACUCUUUGACAAGCUUAAUUUUGGAGGACAACAAUAUAGAGGAAGUGCAUAAUGAUAUUGGGAGUAGUCUACCUUGUUUAGUGGAGUUACGUCUAGAUGACAAUAAUUUUGGGAGCCUUCCAAACCUCAGUGGCCUCUCCAAGCUUUUUAUACUAUCCUUGAAUGGUUGCAGAAACCUUGUCGAGAUUACAGAUUUACCAAAAAGUUUGGGUUUCCUGCACAUGGACCACUGCUCUGCAUUAGAAAAAAUGCCAGAUUUUUCAGGCAUGUCGACAAUGGUGGUUCUCUUUUCCUCGAAAUUCAUUGAGUUUCCAGGUUUGGAUAGAGCGUUAAACUUGGGACUCUCACUUUGUAUGAUAACACACAACAAUGUCACAGAUUUCCUUCUUAAGGAUAGCACGCUACAGGUACUCUCUCUCUUCCACACCACCCCCCUCCCCUCCCUCCCUUGCAAAUAUGUGUGUUAUGUUUGUAUUACUCACACAAAUCUUGUUCAACAUGGUAUAGGGAUGGACAGGAGGUCGAAUCUUGAGUCUUGUAGGAAGACAAAUUCCCACUUGGUUCAAUCAUGUCAACGAGGGUUCCCAAGUCUCUUUUGAAGUGCCUAAGGAAAUUGGUUGUAAUGCAAAAACGUUGGCUGUGUGCCUGGCUUCUAUUCCUCAUGAUUACGUCAGCUCA